GUAGUCCAUGCUGUAGCAGACGAAGGAGUGGUGUGCUUCAAAAAAGUGUUAAGUGUAUGUAUUUCGCUGCUACAAACGGCGCACCAUAUUUUAUCAGCAAAAUGAAUAUGUCUGGGAAAAAAACGAACACUUCUGGAUCUGAUGGAUUUCAAAGACUUAAUUUCCUAUAUCAGGCAUCGAUUGUGGCCUUGAAUGCAGUUCCUCACUGUCCACAGAUAACUUCGGUAUUUGGCAAGAAUAUGAUUAGCAUCGGAAAAAAACUUCAACUAAAACUGGACCACUCUGUAAAACGAACAAUAUGUAAAGGAUGUAAAGUUCUAUUGAUUCCAGGGAAAUCAGUAGAAGUAAAAAUAAAACAAAUUCCUGCUUCCAGAAAAAGAAAAAGUCGGUGUGGAAAUCAGAGGAAAAUUCAGGAAUGGAAGUGUAUGUUCUGUAGCUGUGUUAAACAGUUUGUUUUGAAUCCUGGAUACUCACUGUGGGCCGAGCAGAAUAUGGAUUCCACAUAAUAAUUUUUAAAAAAAGGAUAAAUUAUAAAAAGAAAAUUCUAUUGAAAAAGAAUUUCCCCCACUCAGAAGUUUUGAUGUGUGUCUGUGUGAUAAAAAUCUCAUGUUAAGAAUGCAAGUCACAUUCUAGAACUGACCUGUCUUGAAUAAAAAGAUUAUUUUACUA
Molecule: messenger RNA, 669 nt
Organism: Daphnia pulicaria
Lineage: Eukaryota; Metazoa; Arthropoda; Branchiopoda; Diplostraca; Daphniidae
Gene: Rpp21
Product: ribonuclease P protein subunit p21-like
Exons: 3
Coding region: 57-506 (149 amino acids)
Biological process (GO): tRNA processing
Cellular component (GO): nucleolar ribonuclease P complex
Source: RefSeq, a predicted model, not a curated record